Gekko japonicus is the source of this 2270-nucleotide messenger RNA. RefSeq names its product phosphoribosyl pyrophosphate synthetase-associated protein 2 (gene PRPSAP2). The transcript has 12 exons. The record is from RefSeq and is a predicted model, not a curated record. NCBI's taxonomy places the organism in Eukaryota, Metazoa, Chordata, Lepidosauria, Squamata, Gekkonidae. Gene Ontology annotation, cellular component: cytoplasm; ribose phosphate diphosphokinase complex. Gene Ontology annotation, biological process: 5-phosphoribose 1-diphosphate biosynthetic process; purine nucleotide biosynthetic process. Gene Ontology annotation, molecular function: ribose phosphate diphosphokinase activity; magnesium ion binding. Bases 194 to 1303 code for a protein of 369 amino acids.
CUUUUUCUACUGGACAUAAGGAAGGCGUUGUAAUAAGGUAAAGGCUUGGUGUCAAAGAAUGCUAGUGACCACGUCACGACUGCGUGGGAACUGAGAACAGGAGGCUUUUACCGCUCCGUGCCAAAUCUGCUGAGCGGUUUCAUCUGCCGCAUUAUUAUUUCAUCAUAAAAGUGGGAAGACAAAGCAGGAUUUGAUGUUUUGUGUGGCACCCAACGGAACAGGACCCAUCAUGAAUGUGACCAAGGGCGGGCUGGUGCUGUUCUCGGCCAAUUCGAACCCAUCAUGCAUGGAGCUAUCGAGGAAGAUCGCUGAGCGCCUCGGAGUAGAGAUGGGCAAAGUCCAGGUUUACCAGGAGCCGAACAGAGAAACGAGGGUUCAGAUCCAAGAGUCCGUGAGAGGGAAAGAUGUCUUCAUCAUCCAGACGGUGUCAAAGGACGUGAACACGACCGUCAUGGAACUCCUGAUCAUGGUGUACGCCUGCAAGACCUCCUGUGCCAAAGGUAUCAUCGGAGUGGUCCCCUACUUCCCGUACAGCAAGCAGUGCAAGAUGCGGAAGAGGGGCUCCAUCGUUUCGAAGCUGCUGGCCUCCAUGCUGUGCAAAGCGGGUCUGACUCACCUAAUCACCAUGGACCUGCAUCAAAAGGAAAUCCAAGGUUUCUUCAACGUUCCCGUCGACAACCUGAGGGCAUCACCAUUUCUACUGCAGUACAUCCAAGAGGAGAUUCCAGACUACAGGAACGCUGUGAUCGUGGCCAAAUCUCCCGCCUCGGCAAAGAGGGCGCAGUCGUUUGCGGAGCGUUUGCGGCUGGGGAUCGCCGUCAUACACGGGGAGGCGCAAGAUGCCGAGUCGGACCUGGUGGAUGGACGUCAUUCACCCCCAACGGCCAAAAACGUCGCUGCCAUUCACCCCAGCUUAGAGAUCCCGAUGCUGAUUCCAAAAGAGAAACCGCCCAUCACCGUCGUCGGGGACGUGGGAGGAAGAAUAGCCAUCAUUGUGGACGACAUGAUCGACGACGUGGAUAGCUUCCUGGCCGCCGCCGAGACGCUCAAAGAGCGAGGGGCGUACAAGAUUUUCGUCAUGGCCACCCACGGCCUCCUUUCCUCGGACGCCCCCCGGUUGAUAGAGGAGUCUGCCAUCGAUGAGGUGGUGGUCACCAACACCAUCCCGCACGAGAUCCAAAAGCUCCAGUGCCCCAAAAUUAAGACCGUGGACAUCAGUAUGAUCCUCUCGGAGGCCAUCCGCCGGAUCCACAACGGGGAGUCCAUGUCGUACCUGUUCCGGAAUAUAGGCCUGGACGACUAACCUCGGAGGCUUUGGAAGAGGGAGAAGGAGGAAAAAAUUCAGGGGCCAAAACUGGACACGGACAGGAUAUUUUUGAACUGUGAAUCUUUGUGGCUUAAUCCUUUGUAUUUCAACGGGAAAACACACCCCACCCCACCCCACCCUAUUGAGUCGCUCCCUUUUAAGUUUACUAAUGAGACUUUGAAAGCUAUUCCCCCCCCCCCCUUUGCUGUUUUUGAGAAAAACAAACAAGACAUGACCCAAAAUAAAAACACCGCAGAAAAACCAGGGGGGGGGGAUUAGUCUGUUAAGUUAGCUGCACUGCUUUAAAGGCACGAUCCGGCGCUUUCCCUGGAUGGGUGUCUUUGAAAGGAACGGUGGUCCGCGCAAGAGCGUUUUGUGGCGCCUGCGUUCCAUAGGAGAACGGUCCCACUAUCAGAAGAGCAGGUUGACUGCUCAUUGUGGGAUCCUUCUCCUAGCUGGCCCGUAGAGGCGCCUCAGAGGAUCUGUGUGCCUGGAUCUUUUCCCACUCGGAAGCCAAAAACUUCACCUUGCGGAAUGAAGACCGCAAGCGAAGGGGGCCUUCCGCAAAACCCUUCCCCACCGGCUGGCUCUCGAGCCGCUCCCAUCUACUUUCCUGAGGCUCGUGUAGAAGGACUUGGUGGAUCGCGCCCGAAAAAUGCAACACGUCCCCACACCCUCCCUUCCGAAAGGAGCGCGGCUCCUCGAUUCGACAUUCCCCAUUUCCAAAACCGCUUGCUUCAACAAGUGCUUUCGAAAGGGUCAGUUUCGGAACAAAUGACAAAAGUAGCCGCCGCGUCAAACUUCUCGCGUCCGCCAAGCCAAAAAACAUUUGCGCCAUCGUCUGCAGCUCAGUGAUCUUUUAUUUUUAUUGUUUUGGGGGGUAGAAGUACUUUUAUAGUAAAAGCAUAUGAAAUAUGCACCGGUAUUUAUUGUUUGUGACAAAAUAAAAUCUUGGGGUUGUUUU